This is a messenger RNA of Enterobius vermicularis (human pinworm), 3770 nucleotides long. Lineage: Eukaryota; Metazoa; Nematoda; Chromadorea; Rhabditida; Oxyuridae. The record is from the annotation of a GenBank genome assembly.
AUGUUCUUCGGCAUAAGAAACGUAAUAACCGGAGGAUUCCUCAUGAUACUUCGAAACGUAGGUUCUAGGAUUAUGGUUGUGGAAAGGAAACACGGUGGGAGUAGGAGGCCUUCAUCAAAUUUACGUCUACGGCGCUUAACACAAGCCUACUUAGCUCCAAUUCGUCUCCACUCGACUACAGCGGAAAAAUCAGCUAUUGAUGAAGUUGACUCCGUGUACUAUAAAGUGCACAAAAUGAUCCUGAAUCAUCAAAGCGUUACCAGCGGAUUAUUUCCACGAUAUUCCUGCGACACAAAGGUAGCUUAUGUGAAGGACAGCAUUUACUGUGCUCUCGCGUGUUGGGCAUGUUCUGUCGCUUACAACCGUAUAGAUGACGACAGGGGAAGACAUACAGAGUUACGCCAAUCGGCUGUAAAAACUAUGCGCGGGAUCAUGUUUUCAUGGAUGCAGCAGUGCGAUAUGCUGAACCAGUUCACAGAAACAAAUUCUGUUGAAUAUGCCUUACAUGCACGGUUUUCUUUAAUCACUGGCAUGGUUUUACCUUUUUCGAAGGUAAUGAGCAUUACUUUACGUUUCUCAAUACUCAUUAAAAGAUUGUUUUUUAAGGAGUAUGGACACUUACAAAUGGAUCUUAUAGCGUUGUAUCUUCUAGCCCUUGUUCAAAUGACUGCUGGUGGAGUGCAGAUCAUUUACACGCAGGAUGAGGUUUGCUUUGUGCAGAAUCUAGUUUUUUACAUAGAAAGAACGUACCGGACACCCGAUUAUGGUAUGUGGGAACGAGGAACGCGAUACAACGUUGGUGACCGUGAAUUACAUGCCAGUAGUCUUGGGAUUGUUAAGGCUGCAUUAGAAGCAAUUAAUGGUUUUAAUUUGUAUGGAGCUUAUGGAACAAGUUGUUCAGUUAUUUAUGUAGAUAUUGAUGGGCAUAACAGGAAUCGUACUACUUUUGAAACUAUUCUGCCUCGCGAAAGCAACUCAAAGAAUACAGACGCUGCUCUGAUAAUGACCGUUGGAUGGCCUGCUUUCGCGACGCAUGAUGGAAAAUUGUAUGAUAUCACAGUUGAAGAGUGCAAGAAAAGAUUAGAGGGGCGAUACGGAAUGAAAAGAUUUUUCCGCGACGGUUAUCAUACCGAAAUGGAAGAUGCUUCUCGCUGUUACUAUGAUAUUCAUGAAACGUAUAGGUUCCAAGACAUUGAAUCUCAAUUCCCGAUGUUUUUUGCCUAUAUGUAUAUCACAGCUCAGUUACGUGGAGAGACCGAACUUGCUGAAACGUACUGGAAGAAACUUGACGAUCUUCUUGUAAUGUACUAUGACCUUGAUGGGAUGAUGGUUUUACCAGAAUGUUAUAUGAUCGAAGAAGAAAGGAUGGAUUCUGAAAGGCAAAAACCGGGAUCACAAGAAUUCUAUCCCAUUUCACCUUCUGAAUUUGGCCUCCACUUAUGGUCUAAUGCCAUAUACCUUAUCGCACUGUUACUAAAGAAAAAUCUGGUCCACGCGAGUGAUAUAGAUCCAAUUUGUCGACACUUGCCUGCAAGCCAACGACCACAAAACCGCAACCGCCAUUCAGCUUUUCAGGCAAGAAAAACUGCUAUUCUGCUUUUUGCUACUGCCUUGCUUCGCGAUGCUGUAUUUCCAGGCUUGGCAAUUCGUUAUGGUAGCUUGGAGGGGAAUCCGGUUGUCCAAGUAGCCCUCAUUGCCGAAUCAAGUCGCUUACAAAUGAUGUUGUCCACGUAUGGGAUCAGCACUCAGACUCCACUAGAACUUGAACCGAUUCAAAUAUGGCCUAGUUGGAAAUUAGUUAAGAUCUUUGAAUCUCUUGGUAAGAAUGAAAAGCUGGGGUUACGAGGAAGACCUCCCCGUCCAUUUGGUUCAUUAAACACCAGCAAAGUUUUUAAGCUAUUUGGUGAUACAAUACUUUGCUAUCCAUUAUUAUUUGAAGUGAAAGAUUUCUAUUUAAAUUCGGAUCCCGCGGUUUUGAUCGAUGAUAUUAAGUUGGAAAUAGAGUUUGUUUCAAAGAGAUGGAAGCUGGCUGGCCGACCGACCUUCUGUAUGGUAUUACGCGAAGAAAAUGUGGCAGGAGAGUAUUUCGGUCACUUACUUGAUCUCUUGGUGGCUAUGAAGAACGGUUAUGUCAAUGGGGUCCGAGUUAGAAUGGGUCGUGUGCAUCAGCUACUGAACAGAGGUUGCAUGGAACAUAUUGAUUUUGCUCCUUUUGAGCAAAUAGCUGUCACAGAUGAGAUAUACGAGAAUUUUGGUACGAAAAGGGCGGAAAUGCUCUCAGAACUAUCACUUAAUGACGUCCCCGACGAAAGGACCGAUUUAAGAGAGUUCCCAUUACAUAUUUUUUAUGGUGUUAAAAAAUUAGAAAGAAGUUUAUUUUUCGAGAAGCUUUUUCAGCGCGAUUUUUAUGCGAAGUCUGACAGCGAAUUGUAUGAAAUUGUGAAAAAGCAGGACGUCACUAGUCUUCGCUCUUUGGCUUUCGCUACAGCUGUGCUGUCUUGGCGUCAUGGAAAAAAUUUUGAUGUGGAUGGAGAGACAUUGGAAGCUCGGCUGGAAAAAGUUUACCGUCAAUCUUGUGCAUGGAGGAGGUGGUGGCUUGUUAGGUACUGUGCAGCUAGGCUGCAAAAAACAACCAAUUCUCUUGCUCCUGGGAUCACAAACUUACUUGUUCGAGGAAAGCAGGUAACUUUAGGUAUGCGAGGGUUCAAGGAAGUAACAAUAUCUGUUCCUACAACUCCAAAUGAAAUAACCGAGAUUUUAUUUGCAUGCUGUCCGGAAGAGGAACCGCAGUCUGCUGUAUUGCAACAGGAAUUGAUUAUUGCUUGUUCAGAUUUAAUUUGCAAAAAACCGGAAGCUUUUGAUGGCGUUUUAACAAUCAGGCUGUCUUGGCUUGCUGACGCUAUUGGGUUAAUGCUAGAUUACGUCCAGAGUGCUAAAGUUCAAGAGAGUAUCCUAACUACACCAACAACUGGAAUACCAACAAGUAAUCGUCAACAUUCUAUUGUCAUCGUUCUGAAGCCUCCUUUUGAUUUCCUUAACAUCUCAUUUGUAGUUGCCAUUGAAAUUUUUUCCUGCAAAGCUUUUAUUGAAAUAGUUUGCACAAAACUACCAAGUGACAUGAUUUCAAGCAGUGGAAAGUCAAUUAUUGUCAUGCUGAGUGUUCUUAUUUCCUGCAUGUUUUCAGCUUACAGUGGUGGGAAUUUUAGCGUCUAUGAUCUUGCUCCGACUGUGGUUAAAGAUGUUGUUGCUGCACUUUUAACUCGGAAAAAUUGGCAUUUACUCACACCACUACAGUCUCGUCGUCUCAAUGGUUCGCUAAACCGUGUUCCAAACAACUUUUAUAACAGAGUUUGGAAGAUCCUAGAACGAACUCCUGGCGGUAUAGUUAUUGCGGGGAAACAUUUGCCACAGCAACCAACGUUAAACGACAUGACGCAGUAUGAGUCGACAUUUGCAUAUGAAAUUGAGGGGAUGAUGAGUGUUAUUGCUCAUCCGGAAUACAGACAAGUUGUUGAAGAGCUUUUGUGUAUUAUUGCACUGGUGUUGGAGCGCAAUCCUGAACUACUCUUUAGUGGAAAACUCGACUUAGACCAGCUUGUGAAAACUGCAUUUAAUCGAUUUUGCGAUGAUAUGGGUAUUGCUGACAGGAAGGAUAUGACUCCAUUCUACCAGCUUGAAGAUACAGACCUCACUACUAAUUCAACUGCUUACUAUUUGGCAAAGAAGUUACUGAGUCUUACUGUUCUUCGACUAAUUACUUAUUAUUAAGU